Molecule: messenger RNA, 408 nt
Organism: Pedinophyceae sp. YPF-701
Lineage: Eukaryota; Viridiplantae; Chlorophyta; Pedinophyceae
Source: the annotation of a GenBank genome assembly
AUGCUGGGAGAGCAGUUCGACUCCCUCCUCGACCGAUACGAGGACAUGCAGAUGCAGAUGGCGAUGCAAAUGUCGCUCGCGGAGAACCCGGACGCGUCGCUGGACCUCUCGUACGAGUCGCUGGUUGAUCUCGAGGACGUCAAGCGCACCGCGACGCCGGAGCAGGUGUCGAAGAUGAAGCGCCACGUGUACAAGGCCAAGACGGGACAGGCGGCUGCCACCGGCAAGUGCCUCAUUUGUCAGUCGGAGUACGAGGACAGGGACGCACAGAUAGAGCUGCCGUGCGGCCACCGGUUCCACUCGGACUGCGGCUCCCAGUGGCUGAGCGAGUACAGCCGGAACUGCCCCGUCUGCAAGGCUGACGCCGCCGAAGCUGCCGGAGCGGGGAAGGACAAGAGCGCAACGUAG